This is a messenger RNA of Belonocnema kinseyi, 1250 nucleotides long. Its product is annotated as serine/arginine-rich splicing factor 4-like. The coding region runs from base 327 to 1202 and encodes 291 amino acids. The transcript is spliced from 5 exons. The record is from RefSeq and is a predicted model, not a curated record. Gene Ontology annotation, biological process: nucleosome assembly. Gene Ontology annotation, molecular function: DNA binding. Gene Ontology annotation, cellular component: nucleosome. Lineage: Eukaryota; Metazoa; Arthropoda; Insecta; Hymenoptera; Cynipidae.
ACAGUUCGUUGUUUCCUUUAGAAAUUUUGUUAAUGUGACAUCUCAUUGAGAUGAGUUAGUCCCGCACGAAAAAUGAUUAAAAUUUUUUGAGUAAAAUCAGUCAUAAUUCUUCAGAAUUGUUAGGAUGAUGUAUCUAAGCUGACAAAAAUCACAGAUAAAAAAAUUAAAGACGAAUUUUUAAAAUUUCAACGAAAUCAGUAAAGAUCCUGCAACCUGAAACCGAAGGGAGAGAAAAGAAAAGCUUUAUUCUAGGAAGAACUGGAGAAAAUUCAUUCCUCUUGGUGUUAUUUCUGACAUGAUUUUCUUCCAUAAAAGAAAUAUAUAUCAUGAUCAUCAAAAGGAAUCCCAAAAUCUCAGUUUUGGUGGUCAAUGCGAUUCGAAGGCUUCAAGAUGUCCAGGGCUCUACAUCGAAGGAAAUAAGUAAUUACAUCGCCAAGGAAUAUGAUGUUCCUAGACAGGAUAUUAGAAGACAAGUUCAACUAGCUUUGCGCCGGGCUCUUUCAUAUGGAAUUCUAGAACGUACAAAAGGCGGUUACUACGUCAGCUAUAAUCGAGGUAAAAAAGCUGAUACUGGCGAAGAAUUAAUAAGUGGACCAAAAUUAGUUUGCCCGACAAAAUGUGGAAGUCGAAAAAAGAGUCGUAGUCGCAGAAGAAAAAGUGCAUGUAAAAAGAGUAGGGGUAGAAGUAGGGGUAGAAGUAAGGGUAGAAGUAGAGGUAGAAGUAAGGGUAGAAGUAGAGGUAGAAAUAGAGGUAGAAGUAAGGGUAGAAGUAGAGGUAGGGGUAGAAGUAGGGAUAGAAAACGUAGAGGAACACGAAAAUGCGGAGGAAAAUCUAGGUCAAGGAGGUCCAGAAAAAAAUCAAGAUCCAAAUGCAGAAAACACACAAGAAACAGUAAAAGGAGUUGUGGAGGAAAAAUUCAGAAGAGCAGAAGCAAAAGCAGAAAGAGCAGAAGUAAAAGCAGAAAAAGAAGCAAGAUGAGUAGCUGCAGGCACAAAAAACCAAAGAGAUGCAGUGACCUGAACAUGGUGCCAUCAUCUGAGAAUAACAAGAUUGAAAAUUCAAGAUCAAACAACGCCACUCUCUCGAGAAGUAGACCGAACAGUCCAGGCGGAUCAACAAUUUCCGGAAGUUCAGAUGAAAUGAAGCAAGAAACAAGACAGAAUAGUCGAAGUGUGAGAACCCCUGCAGAGGCAUUGGAUUGAGCACACCGGAAGUACCACCACGAUAUCACGUCCGUCGACCCAGGAAAA